AUGGCCGAAGCUCUUAGUGAUGAUGUCGAAUCUAAUAUCACCAAUGCUUCAGUUUCUGUUCAAGUCAAUUAUCCAGGUCCAAAAUCUGAUGUUCAAUAUCCAUUAAAUGUACAAUAUUGUGGCGAAUGUUCUCUGCCACUUGAAUAUUGCGAAUAUGGAUCAGAUCCUGAACGAUGUCGUGAAUGGCUUGAACGAACAUUACCUGAUUUAUUAAAUCAAAUGCAAUCUACAAAUUCAAGUGAUGAUAAAGGUGGUGAAAAAAAACGACAAACACGUGGUGGUAAAGGUAUGCCAAAAGGAAAGAAAAAAAGUGAAGCUCAAAAAAUUAUACUUAAUAAACAACAAAGAAAAGGAAAUAAAUAUGUUACUAUUGUUCAAGGUCUUGCAUCAAAUGAAGUUGAUAUAGAAUUAGCACGAAAAUUUUUUGCUCAGAAAUUUUCAUGUGGUUGUUCGAAAUCAGGUGAUGAUGAAUUAACUAUACAAGGUGACGUUGUCAAUGAACUUAUUGAUUUAUUACCUGAAAAAUGGAAUCAGAUUAAUCCUGAACUAAUCGAAGAUAAAUCUUGA
This is a messenger RNA of Rotaria sordida, 567 nucleotides long. Lineage: Eukaryota; Metazoa; Rotifera; Eurotatoria; Philodinida; Philodinidae. The record is from the annotation of a GenBank genome assembly.